CCCAACUAUGUCGUCGAGUAAGCAAAGGGUCGCCCAAGUAAGAAACCCUACUCUUCCAGCCCAGACCACCCCUGAGCAGAGGUACUGGAGGGGAUACGUCAAUCCCCAGCUCGUCAAAGAAAACCAUCCCAUCACAAAAAUCCAUUUCAAUCCGGUAUCUCCAAAUGACUUUGCCGUGACUUCCUCCACCAGAAUCCAGGUUUUCUCAUCCAAAACAAGACAGGUGGUCAAGACGUUCUCCAGAUUCAAGGACACGGUGUACUCUGGUGAGUACAGGUACGAUGGUAAGUUGUUGGUGGCCAGUGAUGCUACCGGAUUGGUGUCCAUCUACGAUGCAUAUCAACCCAGAAACCUUUUGGUGAGUUUGAAUCCAUCCACGCAUUCCACACAUGUGGCCAAGUUCCACUCCACCAUUGGAAACCAGUUGGUGACGGGAUCGGACGACAGAAUUGUGAGAUUAUACGAUAUUUCCCAGACUACGAAAGGACCUAUUAUAGAAUUAAGAGACAACUACCACGGAGACUACAUAAGAAGUGCCAGCUUCAUUCCCGGAAACCCCAACUUGAUAGCCACCGGGUGUUACGACGGCAUUGUCAGAGUGUUUGACACAAGACAGUCCUCCUCCAACAACCAACAAUUGAUCGCCCAGUUUAACCAACAGAACCCCGUCGAAGACGUGCUUGCUAUAUCCCCUACCACCUUGGUCAGUGCUGGUGGUCCACAGGUCAAGAUCUGGGACUUGGCCAGAGGUAGCCAGAUCCACGAAUUGAACAACUUCACAAAGACCGCCACUACUUUGCAUGAUACUGGAGACAAGGGACUCUUGGUGGGUUCAUUGGACGGACACGUCAAGAUCUUUGACUACACCACCUCCAACUGGGACGUCAAGUUCGGCUGGAAAUUCGGCAGUGGAGGUGUGUUGAGCUGUGGGGUUUCUCCAGCCUCCAACAACCACAAGCAUUUCGUUACUGGUUUGACAUCUGGUUUGAUCACCAUUCGUACCAGAAAGACAGAGCCAAAGGUGCCACAAGGCAUCAAGCAAGAGAAGUCCAAUGCCUACAGCAGAAUGAUGAGAGGUAGAGACUAUGCUGGCGAAGAAGAGCACCGUUCAGUAUCAUCGUCUGUGCAGACCAAAAAAUUGAAGCAGUUUGAGAGACACUUGAAUGGUUUCAGAUGGUCUGAGGCCUUGGACAGUGCGUUUGUUCCUGGGGUUUCCAAGGAACAAACCGUUACUGUCUUAAACGAGUUGAAAAAGAGAGGUAAGAUCAGAAUUUCGGUUUACGGUAGAGACGAAAUCUCGUUGUUACCCAUUUUGCAGUGGUUCACCAAGAACUUAGAAGACGUGAGAUCCAUCAACUUGUAUUGCGACUACAUCGGAGUGAUAUUGGAGAUGUACGGACCCUUGAUCGAUAAGAGUGUGGUGUUGGAAGAAUGUUUUGCAAACUUGUUGAAAAAGAUUAGCAUCGAAAUCCGCAAGUGUAAGGAUGCCAACGAGAUUGGAGGUAUGUUGGAGCUUUUGACGGUUUAGAGAGUCGUGGUGGGUUUUGAUGGCGAGACCAUUCAUAUAGUACAAUAGAUGUCUAUCUGGAGUUGCUGACGGAAUUUGCGAAUGUAGAAUUGGUAUUAUAU
Molecule: messenger RNA, 1629 nt
Organism: Suhomyces tanzawaensis NRRL Y-17324
Lineage: Eukaryota; Fungi; Ascomycota; Pichiomycetes; Serinales; Debaryomycetaceae
Gene: UTP15
Product: snoRNA-binding rRNA-processing protein
Exons: 1
Coding region: 8-1528 (506 amino acids)
Biological process (GO): rRNA processing; positive regulation of transcription by RNA polymerase I
Cellular component (GO): nucleolus
Molecular function (GO): protein binding
Source: RefSeq, a predicted model, not a curated record